UGUGUGUUUUGUAUUGCUGUAGCCCUCCGCCCCUCUGCAGAUGUAACGGAGCGGAAGCUGCUGCCGUCAUGCGCGCACAGUGUUGAUUAGCAGGUGGGAAAAGAGCACGCGCGAACGGGUUUUGUAGCGCAAACUACUUGUUGAUGAUCCGCGUUUAUGAGAAUCAAGUGCGAAUGGAGCACCGAGUCAGAGGCAGCAGUUUGUGUGCUCGAGCAUGCCGUGGAAGAGGCGAUGCUCCGGAAACCAAGGAAAAAGCAAAGGAAUAGCUGAGAGACAGAGAGAGAGCACAGCCUCCUUCUCCUGCCUGACGACGGACUGAAGCUUUUCCGCUGCCGCCUUCAAUCUGUCCCACACUGGACAGCGAUCGUUUCGAAGGCAAGUUCACUGCAGUCCACACAGAGGCGGAUUAUCAUCGAGCCAGACGUUCUCAUUAGCGGAUAACGAGCAUGGCCUGCGAGCUGUUUCCUUGUUCUUCACGUUCAGUUCUGGGUUUAAGUCAGUUUCACAUCCCUCCUUUUUUGCAGCUGGAAGAAUGAAGGAGAAGAGAAGCAGAUUAAGGCGGUAGUUCUCUCAGACACUUCCAACUGUUACUCUAUAAGGAGGGCUCGUUAAGGAGAUAGGAAAUGAUUAAGACCGGGUCACACUCUACCUCCACUGUGCCGCCUGAGCCGGUGGAGAUCAUCCGGAGCAAAGCCAGCUCACGUCGCGUGCGCCUGAACGUUGGUGGUCUCCUGCAUGAGGUGCUGUGGAGGACACUAGAUCGGCUGCCGCGCACACGCCUUGGCAAGCUGCGGGACUGCAACACACAUGAGGCUAUCAUGGAGGUAUGUGAUGACUAUAGCCUGGAGGAGAAUGAAUAUUUCUUUGACAGACACCCAGGUGCAUUCACGUCUAUUCUAAACUUCUACCGCACGGGUAAGCUGCACAUGAUGGAGGAGAUGUGUGCACUCUCGUUCAGUCAGGAGCUUGACUUCUGGGGUAUUGAUGAGAUCUACUUGGAGUCAUGCUGCCAAGCACGCUAUCACCAGAAGAAGGAGCAGAUGAAUGAGGAGCUGAAACGUGAAGCUGAGACCAUGCGUGAACGUGAGGGUGAGGAGUUUGACAACACAUGCUGCACAGAGAAGCGCAAGAAACUUUGGGAUCUCUUGGAGAAACCCAACUCUUCUCUAGCAGCAAAGGUUUUGGCCAUCAUCUCAAUCCUGUUUAUUGUUCUCUCAACCAUCGCUUUGUCACUCAACACCCUGCCAGAGCUUCAGGACACAGACGAGUUUGGGCAAGCAACUGACAACCCUCAGUUAGCCCACGUAGAAGCAGUCUGUAUCGCUUGGUUUACCAUGGAAUAUCUUCUUCGCUUCCUCUCCUCACCCAACAAAUGGAAAUUUUUUAAAGGCCCAUUGAACAUCAUUGACCUGCUGGCCAUUCUUCCAUACUAUGUUACCAUUUUCCUGACAGAGUCCAACAAGAGUGUGCUGCAGUUCCAGAAUGUACGUCGAGUGGUGCAGAUCUUUCGGAUUAUGCGCAUUUUGCGAAUCCUCAAACUGGCACGCCAUUCGACUGGGCUACAGUCACUAGGCUUCACAUUACGGCGCAGUUACAAUGAACUGGGUCUGCUUAUCCUCUUCUUAGCAAUGGGCAUCAUGAUAUUCUCUAGUUUGGUCUUCUUUGCAGAAAAAGAUGAAGAAGACACAAAAUUCAAAAGCAUCCCAGCUUCCUUCUGGUGGGCCACCAUUACCAUGACAACUGUGGGCUAUGGAGACAUCUACCCCAAGACUUUAUUAGGAAAGAUUGUUGGGGGACUUUGUUGCAUUGCAGGAGUGCUAGUAAUUGCCCUACCCAUUCCUAUAAUUGUAAACAACUUUUCUGAGUUCUAUAAGGAACAGAAAAGACAAGAGAAGGCCAUCAAAAGGCGUGAGGCUCUGGAAAGAGCCAAGAGAAAUGGCAGUAUUGUGUCUAUGAAUAUAAAGGAUGCUUUUGUUCGAAAUGCAGAGCUAAUGGAUGUAGUAGUGAUGGAGAAGACAGAGGAAAACAUGGCAAAAACAGACAAAGUACAGGACAACUGUCACAUGUCACCCAGCCGCUGGAAAUGGACACCUAAGCGCACCAUCUCAGAAACCAGUUCCAAUAAGUCAUUCACUGGAAAAGAUCAAGAAUCUCCAGUUAGAGCCACUAGCCCCAUCAGUCCACAACAUCUUAAUGUCCAGAAGCUGGAGGAGAUGUACAGCAAAAUGGCCAAGACCCAGUCCCAGCCCAACCUGAACAGUAAGGAACAAGGUAAUUUGUCAAAAUUGGCAAAGAGAAGAGAUGAAAUGGAAAUGAGAAGCAUUCCUGUGAAUCAGACACCCACCACAACAGAAGGAGUGAUGGAUAUGAGAAGCAUGUCAAGUAUUGACAGCUUCAUCAGUUGUGCUACAGACUUUCUGGAAAGCUCAAGAUUUUCACACAGUCCCAUCUCAAACCAACCUAGCCGAGUCAGUGUCAAUCCGGGACUCGAGACAACCCUUGAACAUGAGUCCAUGGAGAAGCCUGUUGGUCCACCCAAGCCUGGGCGAAUGUUAUUCUCUGACAGUCCUCGUGGGCUCCGCAUCAGCAACCCUCUGAAAACAAGGUCUCUCAAGGUCAACUUCUUCUCAGGAGAAACCACAGGUUCUACUACAGGUUCAGAUCAUGGAGGAGGCACUGCUGCUUUCUCUGAAAGUUCUGAUCGGUCCGUUAUGAGUCCAGAAGUGUCAGUCUAUACCACUGCCAGCAGCAAGACUCCACCAAAGUCUCCUGAGACACUGGUACCAACUGUUUUCACAUUUCAUGAUGCAUCGAUCAGCAGGUACAUUGAUGCAGAUACAGAUGAUGACGACCACCUUCAUGACGGACCAGGUUCUAGUCCUUCUGAACGUCUGUUAGGUAAUACAAGCCCCAAGCUCAGCAACAGUUCUUACCAAAGAGGAGCAAACCACCUCGAUUUGUCUCAGAGAAUGCUGGGCCAAAACAGUCUGUUCUCCUUGGAGGGGCGUUCAAAGGGACAAGAAAAUCAUAUGAUUUCAGGAGACAGAGGACAUUCUAAAACAUUAAGCGAAAAUAAUUAAAACAGGGAAUGUAGCUUAUAACAACUGGAAUUAUAGAAAGCUGAUGACUAUAAAUUAACUACCAUUAUUCUAAAUCUUCACAAUCCAUAAGAGUUGCCAUGGUAAACAUGGACAGUAGAUGCGAUAGGAAAAAACUUUUAGAUCAUUUGCUGCUCAAGUCAGCAAGCUGUUGGAAUUACAGAAACAUCCAGCCAAAAUGCAGUUCAAGGAUUGCUGAUUGAAAUGGCUGAAGGUUGAAAUUUGCGACCCCAAUAGACUCCAAACACAAAUUGUAGAAUUAGGCAUUUCCUAAAGCCAUUUAGUGCAAAGAGCCAUUUUUCUAACUAUGAUUCUUCCUCAAAACUGGCCUUAGUUUUAUGUACGAACAGUAACACUUUGUGUAUUUAACUGUAAAGGGAUUGCAUGUAUGAGAAUGAGAAGAGAAACCAAAAUGAUAAAGGAAUACGUAAACAGCUGACAACAUGUUAAAGACAUACUGUUUCGUGUAAACAGAUCCGACAUUUUCCCAUCUCUUUAACCCAACCAUUCAUUAAUAUUCCUCUGAGGAGAUAUGCAAGUGGAGUGAUUUCAGAGGAUACAGGCACUGUGAUUUGCUGUCUUUGGUCAAAUCCUGUUACAACCCACUCUUGAGAGGAACUAACGUGUCUGUUUUUCUUAUUUGAUUAUGCAUACAGUUCAAUUUUUUUGUUUGUUUGUUUUUUGUUUGUUUGUUUUUUUCUUUUUUUUCGUUAUGAAUGUAUGAAUAUGAUUGUGGAAUUCCUCCUCAAAUGCUUCUAAAACACUAAGGCAUCGUCUACAGCAUUUGUUGAAGCCAUGCUCUUCAGUUGAUUGACUGUUAUUUAUCAACAUGGAGCACAAACCACUUUCCAGAACUGAUGGGACGGCACUGAAAACACUUUUUACAGCAUUUUAGGAAUGACAACGGAAAGUUUGAUGUUGCUGACUGUAUAAAAGAACAAUGCUGGGAGUCACAUACUCUUCUAAAUGAUAGUUAGAUACUUCAGCAGUUGUGGAUUACAAUAGACUUUGGUGUGGGCGGGGUGAAGAAUUGUAAAUGUAUAUUUUUAAAAUACUUUCUAGAGAAUGGAAGUAGAGAAUGGAAUAAAUUAUGCGAAUCUCUUAGUUUUGCAUAGUAUAAAAUAUUUAUUUUAAAGGGAUUGUAUUUACUAAAUAAUUUAGUGAGAAAACCUCUUUGUAUUGUUUGCUACUGUCUCCUAAAUGUCUAUGUAUAUGUUGUGAAAUACUUCUGUCAUUUUUGUUCACUUAUCCUUUGUAUGAUAAAUUAAGCCAAAGACAUGUACACUAAUGAGGCUGACACACACACACACACACACACAACGAUCCCCACACUCUCUGGUAACAUCUCUCUGAACAGGUCUAAAAUUCUGAAGCACCCUAAAGCAAUGGAAACUAUUUGUUUCAUAGACUAUAUUUUAGGGAGAUUUUUGAUACUGCUUACAUAUUGAACAACUAACUGCCACAAACGAGGAACUAUUCAGUUGAGCCUAUUAGUCAUGCAUAAUUCAUGAAAUAUUCAAUAAACAGGACUAGAGAGCUUUAAAAGCUUAGAAUUACAGCACAUUAACACUUCUUUCAUGUCAGAUCUGCAGAAAUACUGCCUUGCCUUAAAUCAUCAACGAAAUCUCAAAAAUAUAAGUUAGACACACUGUAUGUACCAAUAAUAAAAGGGCGUUUGCUGCCUUAGAAGCCAUAAUAUACAGAAAUGCACCAACCUGUAAAUCAACACUGCAAUGAGACACAAAGUACACACUUAAAAGCACACAAGUACCCACAAAACCAUCGCACACAGAAACUACUACAGCUUAAUCAACUUCAACACACACUAGGGAAAGACUGUUUUUGAGACUGUCUUAGUGUCCCUCUUGCCCCUGUGUCUGACAGAUUUAGGCCACAUCCAUUUCAUCUAAUUGAUCCAACUCUUUUCUGCUCCCCAUCACAUGAAAGAUUUACUGCCAGUCAUAGUAAAGCCAUUAGCACAGGUGCUAAUUGCAAAUUGUGUUAAUUUGUAGCCUGACCUCAGAGUGGUGCAUGACCAAUGGUGUGGAUGAUUACUUGCUUUUUUUGGUUUUGCCCAAACAGUAUCUAUGUCAAAAAGUGGAAGGCGCUUAAUGGAGAAGUCAUUAUGAAAACUCUACAUCUAAAUUUCUGUGCAUGAGGCAGACUGUUCUGGCUGUUACAGUUUUUACAUUAAAAUAAGUGGAUGCAUUCUCACUUUGUCUAUGUUUACCUGAAGACAGAGCAUUUAAAUCAAUCAUAAACAAACACAGCAAGCAAUAAGAGCAUAAAACGUCAAGCUAGAGGUAUUUGAAUAAACCACAAAGCUCUGACAACAUUAACAUCAAUUAACAUCUGCACCAAAACAGUCUUGCACUGAAAAGAUGUCUGGCCUUUUGAUAAAGGAAUGUUAGUAAAAGUCAUGUUAAAUUCCACAUUUGUGUCCCUCAUGAACCACACACAUUACUGCUUUAUUCAAGCAUUACUGUUUGCCCACAAAAUCAAUGUAAAGACUGGAAAUAAAGAUGAUGUUUUGUCUGA
Hemibagrus wyckioides is the source of this 5636-nucleotide messenger RNA. RefSeq names its product potassium voltage-gated channel subfamily B member 1-like. Gene Ontology annotation, biological process: potassium ion transmembrane transport; protein homooligomerization. NCBI's taxonomy places the organism in Eukaryota, Metazoa, Chordata, Actinopteri, Siluriformes, Bagridae. The record is from RefSeq and is a predicted model, not a curated record. Gene Ontology annotation, molecular function: delayed rectifier potassium channel activity; protein binding. Gene Ontology annotation, cellular component: membrane; voltage-gated potassium channel complex. Bases 624 to 3080 code for a protein of 818 amino acids. The transcript has 3 exons.